ACAGGGAACGCGUGGAAGCCUCAUUACUUUCUCAUCAGAGGAGGACACUGCAAGUUUUCUGGGAUUUUAGCACAGCAUCUCAAGUCUUUUAUUUUUAGGCACUAGAAUUCAUGUGCACUUUAUCUGCCUAAACCUGUUCACCAAGGUAACAACCAGAUAUAGACUGAAGGCUACACAUAGGCUGGCAUUGGAUCUGCUGCUGCUGCACUGCUGAUUCUGCCUUACUCAGAUUCUUUUUUUGGAGAGUGUCGUUCAACUAAAUUGGCUCACUGAUUGAUUGGCAGAUGCUUAGGUGACCACGUAUUUUUGGAAACAUAAGCUUGCAAUCUGCUCUCAUUGUUUGUCAAGAAACAGAAUAUGGAAGCUAUGCAAAAAUGAUCUUCCUGGAGAGAAAAGCUAGGAGUGCUGACUACUGUCUGUACUCUCCAUAGGAAAGUCAGGCUUGCCUCUCAGUUCCUUGUGCUCUCUGCCUCUUCUAAUGAUGGGAAUAUUUUUCAAAUGGAGGGUUAAAGGAGGUUUUGUAUGGUAUCUUAUAUUAGCACGUUGUGGACGUUUGAGGACUGUCUAGCACUGAAAACUUAAACGUGGAUAUGAGUUUACCUACAAACUGUGGUUUCCUGGUUCCUAUGGACUAUGGAGGACGUAAGUUAUAUAAUGGACACGUAUAUGGGUCACCAUGUGCAGUCAACAGACCUAUCGAUAUCGUACAAAGAAGGAGACGCUUUGAUGUUGAAAAUGGCUUAUCAGCAGGCAGAAGCCCCUUGGACCCGCAGGCCAGUCCAGGAUCAGGCCUGGUUCUGCAGGGCAACUUUCCCCACAGCCAGAGAAGAGAGUCUUUUCUUUACCGAUCUGACAGCGACUAUGACCUUUCUCCUAAAGCCAUGUCAAGGAACUCGUCUAUUGCCAGCGACUUGCAUGGAGAAGACAUGAUAGUAACCCCUUUUGCACAGGUUCUGGCCAGCCUUCGAACGGUGCGGAGCAACUUUGCCAUGCUAACUCACCUUCAGGACAGAGUGUCUAACAAGAGAUCAUCUGGCAAUAAUCCACCAACAGUGUGUAAACCAAACCUAUCUGAGGAUGCCGUUCAGAAACUGGCCAUCGAAACUCUGGAAGAGUUGGAUUGGUGUCUGGACCAACUGGAGACGCUGCAGACCAGACACUCAGUCAGUGAGAUGGCCUCAAACAAGUUUAAGAGGAUGUUGAAUAGAGAACUUACACAUUUGUCUGAAACAAGUCGCUCUGGAAACCAAGUGUCUGAAUAUAUAUCCAAUACGUUCUUAGACAAGCAGCAUGAAGUUGAAAUCCCCUCACCAACUACCAAGGAGAAGGACAAGAAGAAGAUACCCAUGUCCCAAAUUAUUGGUGUAAAGAAACUGACACACAGCUCAAGCUUCACUACCUGCAGUAUUCCACGCUUUGGGGUGAAGACCGAACAAGAAGCACUUCUAGCAAAGGAAGUAGAAGACACCAACAAGUGGGGGCUGGAUAUAUUUAAGAUAGCUGAAUAUUCUGGAAAUCGACCCUUAACAGUCAUCAUGUACUCCAUCUUUCAGGAGAGGGACCUCUUAAAGUCAUUUAGAAUUCCUGUGGACACGUUUAUUACGUACAUGAUGACGCUGGAGGAUCAUUACCAUGCAGAUGUGGCCUACCAUAACAACAUCCAUGCUGCAGAUGUGGCCCAGUCCAUUCACGUCUUACUCUCCACUCCUGCUCUAGAGGCUGUGUUUACUGACUUGGAAAUCAUGGCUGCCAUCUUCGCUAGUGCUAUUCAUGAUGUUGAUCAUCCAGGAGUAUCCAAUCAAUUUCUAAUAAACACCAACUCUGAGCUGGCGUUGAUGUACAAUGAUGCUUCUGUCUUAGAAAACCAUCACCUUGCAGUUGGAUUUAAGCUCCUUCAAGAAGAGAACUGUGACAUUUUUCAGAAUUUAUCCAAAAAACAGCGCCAAAGUUUAAGAAAAAUGGUCAUUGACAUGGUACUGGCAACAGAUAUGUCCAAACACAUGAAUCUUCUGGCUGACCUGAAAACAAUGGUAGAAACAAAGAAAGUGACCAGUCUGGGAGUUUUGCUGCUUGAUAAUUAUUCUGACCGAAUACAGGUCCUUCAAAACAUGGUUCACUGUGCAGACCUGAGCAAUCCCACCAAACCACUGGAGCUGUAUCGCCAAUGGACAGAUCGGAUCAUUGUAGAAUUCUUCCAUCAGGGAGAUCGGGAGCGUGAAAAGGGAAUGGAGAUCAGUCCCAUGUGUGACAAACACAAUGCUUCUGUUGAAAAGUCACAGGUCGGUUUUAUUGACUACAUUGUGCAUCCUCUGUGGGAAACCUGGGCUGACUUGGUUCACCCAGAUGCCCAGGAAAUACUGGACACAUUAGAGGACAAUAGAGAGUGGUAUCAAAGCAUGAUCCCCCAAAGUCCAUCCCCUCCACCAGAAGAACAAGACCCUGAUAGGGGAAGUACUGCAGGAGACAAGUUUCAGUUUGAACUGACAUUGGAGGAAGAAGGCGAGUCCGACACUGAGCAAGAAGAGAGUCCUGUUGAUGAGGAAAACAGUGACUCAAAAACCCAGGUCACCGAUGAUUCAGCACAAGUCAGCGAUGAAGCUGAGCAGCCCUCUCCAGUAGACCCAUGCAGGAGUGUGUCCAACCAGCUGGAUCACUUAGAACUCCCCUCCAAGAACACACUAACCAAGCAGAAAAAAGUAUUGAACUUCGAUAACUUGAAAUUAGCAGCUGAAAGGACGCUACCACAAAAGGACACCCGGAGGGCUGCAUCCACUAAUACUGCAGAGCAGGAGACCUCAGGCCAAGGGGAGGUCUGUUUGGACCAAGAGGGAAACAUCACAUAUCUUCCAUUAGGAACGUAACCCCAGAUUGUCACAUCACUAUUUUAUUUUAAUUCACGCACACUUUGCAUUUUAUUUUUCUGGAGGAGGGAUGUAUUUUAUGGGGGAAAAAAAGUAUUUAAAAUGAAAAAAAAUAAUAAUGAAAGACCUGAUAUCAGAAGAAACGAAUUGUCCUCAAUAUCAGUAAAACCGCAUGGACGAGCAUGGUGAAAUGUCAUAUGGUUUUAUUUCAUUUCUAAUUUUGGCAAGGAGGCAACAAUUUCCAAUCUUAAGCUGCCGCGUGGUUGGUAUUCUUUCUGGUAGAAAGUAAGUUAAAGGGAAACUAUAGCUAAAAUAUUUGCAGUAUUAAAUGUAAGAGUUUACAUCCCCUAAAAUGGGCACCUGCUACCUGAGGCUCCCCAGCUGCUGGUGAACUUCAUGUGCCAGUGUGCAAUUCUUUGCUUUGGUCUGUCAUGUUUUAACUUUAUUUCAUGUGAGAAAUAAGUGCCAAUAUGAGUGGGUUAUUUGCAUGGAGUAUCUUGUAUUUAAGUUAUAGUUUUCCACUUUGGCCUUGCUCAAAGAAAGAAUUCGGCCAUGGAAAAAUGUGUAUGGAGCUGCUUGGAACAACGAGAAUGAGUAAUUGGUAUAGGUACUGAAAACUUUAUCCUCUGCCACCCCAAUACGUAUAUGGCUAUCAUUACAGAUUGCCUCAACGUUUCCCCAAAAUUUCAGCAAGCUCAGUAGGGUGGGUACCACAUAAUGAAAGUAGCAGCAAGAUUGAGAUUAUUUCCACAUUUGUUUCUGAAUGGGAACCUGUAUUAUGAAAUCUUGAUGUGCGUGUGUGUACUAGGAGACACACAAGCAUGCAUGUUAUCACAGACGCAGUGCACUUUAUGCGUAUGUGGGAUCACAGAGGUAGAAACCAGCAUUAAAUCCUUAGAUUGUCAUUCAGUCAGGCCAGUUUUCUGUUCAUCUGUAAGACUGGGAUUAGUCUUGGCCUGUAUAAACUAUAACCUUCCUAAUGCCUCUACGGAUUAUGAAUAACGCAGGUCUUUGGGCUUUACUUUUGCAAUGGUGAAAACCUUCUUGAUAUUGGAAUGUGGGGGGAACAGGUGUUGUCUAUGCGCGCAUAGGAACGCCAGAUAUUCUAAACCUCAGGGUAUGGUAGAAAUGUUGUAUGUGUGUUCUGAUAACUGGUGUUCAUACUUUCUUAACCCAAAUGUCGCACAUGUAUAGUGGAGAGAAUUGGCGGUUUCAGGAUGAAUGCCUAUUGGAUUUACAUGUUAAAGUCAGAUCAGUUGCUGAUGUGUCCACAGAGGUGAUUUAGCCUAGAUUUAGGUAGGCACUGAUUUCAGCAUUGGGGGAGAUAUAUUAUUACGAUCUGAACUUUCGACAGGUAAAAACCAGACCAGGCUGCAGAAGAUGUGAAGUGGAUCCUGCUUAUAGAUUUGCCUCAUCUUGAUAGACAUAUCAAACACUUUUCCUUACACCAGCUCUUGGUUGUCAUUAGAUCAAUAUUUUGCACCACAAUUUAGGUGCACUUUAAGACUCCACUAAACCACACCCCUUUUUUUAAACAGUUUUCCAAACUGUGUAGUGGAGUACAAUAAGUACACAAGGUAUGUAUGACAAUGUAUGAUCUGGCACAUCCAGCUUAGUUCAUCUCCUCCAUGUGUUUGUGUUCUCCACAAAUGGAUUGAAUGGUUACUACACUACUACUGUUUCGGAUUAAGACCUCUCUUUGGCAUUAUGUUGUCCUGUGUUCCCGUUUCUUUGGCACGGUUUAUUUUUACAAAUUAACAAUUUGAAUUACAAAAGUUAGGCUACUUUCCGUCGGAUCUGUCAUGGAUUUGCAAAAAUGCUUCCGUUACAAUAAUACAACCGCAUGCAUCCUUCAUGAACGGAUCCGGUUGUACUAUAUCUUAUAUAGCCAAAACAGAGCCGUCAUGAGCGGAUCCGGUUGUAUUAUGUCUUAUAUAGCCAAAACAGAUCCGUCAUGAACUCUAUUUACAUUGUGUUCCAGGGUGGAUACAUUUGGCUCGGUUUCAUCAAGUAGACAGCAAAACGCUGCAGGCAGUGUUUGUGUCCGCCUCCAGAGCAGAAUGGAGACUGAUCGGAGGCAAACUGAUGUAUUCUGAGCGGAUCCUUUUCCAUUCAGAAUGAAUUAGGGCAAAACUGAUUAGUUUUGGACCGCUUGUGAGAGCCCAUGACGGAUCUCAGAAACGGAAAGCCAAAAUGCUAGUGUGAAAGUAGCCUUCUAUGAUUCAGUUUUGGAGGAAGAUGGUGCAUUGGAUAUCACCACCCAUAUAAGCUAGAACCAACUGUUCACAUCUUGAUGGGUCUUACGGACGUACUGUCAAGGCUAUUGGAUUAAUCUAGUAACAGCUAGCCAAAAAUGACCUUUCAUCUACUGUUUGAUACUGUGUUAAGAUAUGUAAAUUGUCUUCUAUUGUGCGUAAUAUCGCUGUCGCCUUAAGAUGUAUGUAGCCCUCAUUUUGGAAAUGAAAAGGGCAGAUCUGCCAGGUUACAAGUGUUUCAGUGUUCAUUUUUGCAAAGUGUUCCAUUUGGGUUGAGAAAUGGGAAUACUCUCAGGAGGAAUAUGGACUCCAUUUAAUUUAUUGUGCUAAAGUUUCACUUUAUUUUAAUGUAUUUGUAGUUCACUUUUGAACAAAGUCACACUUCUGUGCACACUUCUCUUGUCUCUGAUCUAAUUUUACUGUGAUUUGCACUCAAAAUGCUGCAUUACUAUAAUCUUGCACUUCUCACCAACAACGGUGAAAUGAUGCCCAGAACAUGAGACUGCCGGGUGAAAGGCUGCAGUGGGUGUUAAGGGCAUCUUUGAGCAUACCAGACAAUACUAUAAAACACUACUAUAAAGUAAUAGGUUUAGAAAAUAAUAAAAUCCUUGUGUUAUCAAGUGAAAGCUCACACGACCAUAUGCUGUGUAAAGGGUACAUCAUUUUUUAAUCGUCGGUCUUUGUUAGACAUUUGCAACAGUUUGUCUUCUUCUACAACCUUCAGUUUUCACUUCCUCUGCAGAUUGUUCUCUCUGCUUUUCACUGAUAUCCAUCAGAAAGCUGUUCUAACAGCUCUGUCUGUAGCCCUUAUCUCUAGUUCUUAUAUAAACAAUCAUAUAAGCUGUAUUCUUAUCUUAUGCCCAUCAUAAUUUAGCUUAAAUGAGUGUUUAUCAGCUGUUAGGAGAGUAGACACAAGGCUACAGAUCAAGCUGUCUGAGCAGGUGUGUGACAGAUUUUAUUGAAAACCAGAAGAAACAGUGUGCAGUCCAUGAAAACUGAGGGCUGUAGAAGACAAACUGUUGAAAAUAAUUUGAAAAGACUAACUGGUAAUUUUUUUUUUUUUUAGCCCAAUAUAAGUAGAAUGCAAUAACCAUUUAAAAAGGUGUCCAUAGCCUUUUAAAGGGUUUCCAAGCAAUUCCUGUCUCACCUCAACAUGGUGGAAUGGCCCACAUUGGCUAAGGCAGCGCUAAGGGCAGUAAUUUGUUUAACAGGCUUUUCCUGCCAUUUUUGGUGUGCUGAGCCAAGACAAGUGAAGAGCAGCAGGGAGCAGACCAGUACAGUAACAGUGGUUGUAAAUAAUGCUUCCUUAUUUUAACCCUUUCUCUCUUAGCCUUUUUUCUUUUAAACGAUCUCCAUGAAAACCUCUUUAAAUGUUUUGAAACUUGUUUAUGUUAAGUCGCCAAAUUUUGCUCUUUGCAACUCCUUUUUUGGCUUGGAACAGAACUGAGUUCCCAGUACAUUUGACUUUAGUAUUUUACUACUGUUUCCCUAAAAUUUAUUUUACCUUUUUGAUGGUCUUCUUGAGCAGAUUUUUGUUAGAUUAUUAAACAAAGCAGUGAGAUGUGACAACCCUUUUAAAGGAAUGUGUCAUCAGAAAAUGUCCUAUUUUUAUAUCAAGUUUUAUGUGAAACAUUUUUUUUUAGUUUUUUUGAAUUAAUAUUUCAUGUCACACAAAAAAAUUCUAAUCCUACAAUCAUGCGGUUUUCAGACUAGACUACAGGAAAUCUCAGUCACAGGAUUGAGUGAUAUCACCUAUUGUAAAUAGUGGAUGCUGUGUUAUCUAUACAAAGGUGAUAUCUACCAUUGUAAUUAUGCCAGUGAUGAUAAAGCAAUGGCUACUGAAACGUUACCUGUAAAGAACAGGAAGUCUCUGCAUAAUACUAGGCCUAGUGGCCAGUGCAAAAAUGGCUGGAUUGUAGGAUUAUUUUAAAUAUAGUAACAUGAAAAAUUAACCCAAAAAGUCUUUAAAAAUUAUGUUUAAUAGGCCAUGUUCUGAUUAAGGUUCAUGCACCAUGAAGGCUUGUAAAGGGUACAUCAUUUUGGGGACAUUUUUUAAUUGUCGGUUUUUAUUAGACAUUUGCAAGUUUGUCUUCUUCUACAACCUUCAGUGUUCACUUCCUCUGCAGAUUGUUCUCUCUGCUUUUCACUGCUAUCUAUCAUUAAGCUGCUCUGUCUGUAACCUUUAUCUCUAGUUCCUCGACAGCUCGCUCAUUUUGUGUGUGUGUGUGUGUAUAUUCAGCCAUAUUCAUUGAUAAGAACAGAUACACCAUCAUGUAUAACCAGGAAAACCUUUACAAGGUUUUGGGGUUUUGUUCCCCAUAAGGGUAGCCAACACAUAGAACUGAAUUAUGGGGAUGCUCAUAAGUUCUAUAUUGAUUGAAAAUAUACAUUGUUUAAAGGUGUUGUCUUGAUCAAACCAGGCCAGGUCAUUUUCUGAUCUAUGUGGGCCCAGCUUCUGAAACGCUGAACAAUUGAUAUGGCCAUGUGAAUCGCUGGCUGGCCACACAUGUCUUGGUCAGCCAUAUAUCUGAAUGAUCAGACAAGCUUCAUAGCGUCUUUACUUAGUUGCAUUGAUGUCUUUGUAAAUAUAAUUUAUGCUCCAAAAGAUGCCUGUAACACCCAUAAGAAGCAGUUCUUCACAGCAGUAUUUUGGUCAGGAGGUGAUAAAGGUCCUUUUGUUAACAGCUGAUCUGGUAGAGAAGCCAUAGUGGACCUUAGUGGAGAAGGUGAAAAAUGUGCCAAUCAUUACUGCUGCAAUAGUGACCAGCUGUUAAUCAUUCGUGUGUCAAGCCAGGAUUAAUGGACGGAUGCCAAUAUAUGGAACGUCUUGCUGUUUUUACCUUUAAGACAUUUCACAUAUAGGACACCCGUUUAUAAAUCCAGACCUAAGUCUCUUAGAAUUGUCACAAACCAUAUUUGUUUUAUUAUUUUUCUUAAUAAAAAAGUUUAUCUUUUU
Messenger RNA from Bufo gargarizans (Asiatic toad), 8072 nucleotides. It is a transcript of the gene PDE4C, whose product is annotated as phosphodiesterase 4C. The coding region runs from base 591 to 2861 and encodes 756 amino acids. Gene Ontology annotation, biological process: signal transduction. Gene Ontology annotation, molecular function: 3',5'-cyclic-AMP phosphodiesterase activity. Lineage: Eukaryota; Metazoa; Chordata; Amphibia; Anura; Bufonidae. The transcript has 15 exons. The record is from RefSeq and is a predicted model, not a curated record. Gene Ontology annotation, cellular component: nucleus; cytosol; perinuclear region of cytoplasm.